UUAUUCAUUUAUUUGUUUUUUUUUUCUGUGUAAUGAAGAAUGCAGGGUCUGAAGGUGAGUUUUUUUUGGCUACCAAUCCUAAAUUAUCAGGUUCACCUCCAAGGAGGGCUCCACCAGCUGUUCCUUUUGUGGCCCCAUCACCCAUUAUGUCAGACAUAACAUCACUCCCCUUUGAGGCAACAGAAGAGGAUGAACCAGUUAUAUCCAACUCAAAAUCUUUUAACUCGGGCCCAGCUCAGAAUUUAACUGUUGAUGACAUUGAUGAUUUUGAGGAUGAUGAUGAUUUGGAGGAACUGAAUAGUCGCAGGUAUUCAAGGAGAACAAUGAAUGAUACUGUUGAUCUUGUUGUGGGUUUGCCUUCAUUUGCAACAGGUAUAACUGAUGACGAUCUUCGUGAAUCUGCCUAUGAAAUCCUUCUGGCUGUUGCAGGAGCUUCGGGGGGACUUAUAGUGCCAUCAAAUGAGAAGAAAAAAGAAAAGAAAUCCAAAUUGUUGAAGAAGCUUGGAAGGAGUAAGAGUGAACAAGUUAAAAUCAAUCCCAACAAUCGACUGGUUUGACUGGCCUACUGGAGACAAUGCGUGUCCAG
This is a messenger RNA of Lactuca sativa (garden lettuce), 586 nucleotides long. NCBI's taxonomy places the organism in Eukaryota, Viridiplantae, Streptophyta, Magnoliopsida, Asterales, Asteraceae. The record is from RefSeq and is a predicted model, not a curated record.